UCAACAUUGUCCAUUUAUAGCAUUUUAUAGUGUGUGCUUUUCGCUGAACCAUCGAAUUUGUCAACAAAAAAGCAUUCAUUUGAUUUUUGAGCGUUUUUUACUAGCUUUUGCGAAGCUGGCCCGUCGGUGCCCCAGUGUAUUAUUUAACGUAGCACUAGUGUAAUAUGUCGAUAACAGAAUUCCUGAAAGAUCUGCCCUGCCAUAAUGAGGAGAAUUUUUCGCUGUUCAACACGGAGAACGGCGUGAAAACAUCCUCCAAGAGGCCCUCGGUUUACAUCCCGACCGUCGACAUUCCCUCGGAACAGGUGAUAGUUACUGAGAAAAAGAAUAUCCUACUCCGAUAUCUACAUCAGCAAUGGGAUAAAAAGAAUGCUCCCAAAAAGCGAGAACAUGGAACCGACUCAUCCAAUGAUACCCUAAGAAAACGACCACGACUUGAGAACAGAGAAAACAACAACACAUAAACAGGUUCGGCAGGUGGUAACUUUUUAGCUACAGGAGUGUUCGCCGUAAAGAUAACAAGAGGAAAAUUAAAGAUCGAAAUCAGAGAUAAAACAUACACAUCCCAUGUAGAUAUUAUCCCAUCAGCCAAUUUCACUCGAUCCGAGAGCAUUCAGAAUUCGAACUCAAGCAUGAAAAUUUCAACGUCAAAACAAAAAAUAAGGCGGAUGGAAUGAUAGAUAGCGUUAGAAGAAGAAGAAUUACAAUACCUCCAUCUCUUGCUGCUUUUUAGUUCCCAGUUUCUGCUCAGCAGACUUUUGGUAUUCUCAGUUUUCUAAUUGCCCUUGAAUACACGACUCUUGAUAUCAAUCUUGAUGCACAGAGAAAACGAUUCUGAUUGAAAAAACAAACCUAAAAAGUGGGUAAACAUAAAAUGCUACAUAAUUUUCCAUCUUCCAAAACACCCGUUUCUGAAUUCUGGUGUCUAAAGCCUCUAAAGGUUACGUUCGACUGUAAGCUGUGUGCUGCUAGCGAGAAUAAGUUUUUUCUAGUUUCUAAUACUGCUUUUCUUAUGAUCGCGCCUCAGUAAAGGAUAAAACAGAUUUAGCAGUAAGCAAUAUAUAUUAUGUAAAGUA
Messenger RNA from Toxorhynchites rutilus septentrionalis, 1076 nucleotides. RefSeq names its product DET1- and DDB1-associated protein 1. Gene Ontology annotation, biological process: positive regulation of proteasomal ubiquitin-dependent protein catabolic process. The transcript is spliced from 4 exons. Bases 165 to 464 code for a protein of 99 amino acids. Gene Ontology annotation, cellular component: Cul4-RING E3 ubiquitin ligase complex. The record is from RefSeq and is a predicted model, not a curated record. Lineage: Eukaryota; Metazoa; Arthropoda; Insecta; Diptera; Culicidae.